Messenger RNA from Hydra vulgaris (swiftwater hydra), 711 nucleotides. RefSeq names its product Golgi-associated plant pathogenesis-related protein 1. Gene Ontology annotation, cellular component: extracellular region. The record is from RefSeq and is a predicted model, not a curated record. Lineage: Eukaryota; Metazoa; Cnidaria; Hydrozoa; Anthoathecata; Hydridae.
AAAAGACUGUUUUUCUUAAUAAAUUGGGCAUUUUUUUGAGAGGACAGCAAAAAAAAUGUUUUUACUAGUCGCUAUCUCAGUUUUGUUGGUUUCAAAUAGUUACGGCGAUUCAAUUGGAAAGCGUGCAUCGGAUCAAAGCAAUAAUUGUUUGAAAGCGCAUAACAGAUUGAGAGCUAAGCAUGAAAACACACCUCGAUUGGUUCUGGAUAACGUUCUCACAAAGAGCGCACAAAAAUACGCAGAAUACUUAGCUUCCAACAAUUUGUUUAAACACAGUGAUAGUGAUAGUAAAUAUGGCGAAAAUUUAUUUAUGCUAAAGGGAGGUGUUUCCAAAAAUAUUUGCGAUGAAGCUAGUAAUACGUGGUACUCUGAAAUUAAAAAUUACGACUAUGACGAACCCGGUUACGCUGAAGAAACGGGACAUUUUACCCAAUUGGUAUGGAGAGGAAGUAAGAAAGUUGGAUUUGGUAUUGCAACAAAAGGGAAAAAUACUGUUGUAGUUGCGCAGUACUUACCGCCAGGAAACAUGGAAGAAGAGUUUGAAGAAAAUGUUACGCCUUUAAUUUAGUCUUCACUCUAUUUUAACGCUAUAAUGAUGAAAUUUUUGUAACGUACUAGCAAUGAAUGAUGUAAUAAAACAUCUAGUGUAAAGAUGUGCAAAUGUAGCUGUGCUGCAAGUUUUUAAAUAUAUUAGAAUUAGAUUUUUUAGAA